Molecule: messenger RNA, 1104 nt
Organism: Closterium sp. NIES-65
Lineage: Eukaryota; Viridiplantae; Streptophyta; Zygnematophyceae; Desmidiales; Closteriaceae
Source: the annotation of a GenBank genome assembly
AUGGUUCCCAGCGUUCCCAGCGUGCACAGCAGCCUUUCAUCCGUUCCUUACGCCAUGCCUCCACCUAUGCUUCAUACUACUGCUUCUGCGCCUCAGUCGCCACCUGCAUCCUAUGGAGCUCUCGGUUACUGCCAUCCCUCCAUCGUCCCCUCGCCUGUAUCUGACGUCACAGAAUCCGGACCUGAAGGUUGCUGGAACCCCAGCCACUCUCAAGAGUCCGCUGGGGUUCUGUGUGAGGAUGAGGUGGUGGACUGGCAGGGGAUGGAACAUGAGGAGGAUGAGGACGCCGAAGGAUACACCUCGUUCCUUGCUCUGGACUGCCAACCCCUGGCAACUCCCGUCCUCCCCAUGCUGGACUCAGCAGUGGCUCCUUCCUUUGCUGCCGCACCUUCGGUUGCUAUGUGCAAUGCGAAUAACGUUGGAGCAGGGCCUGGUUAUGGUGAUGACACAGUUGCUGAUGCUGCUGAAGGUGAGGACGAGUUCUCCUCACUUCCUGCUGGCGUUGCUGCUGGAGCUGGUGUUGAUGGUGGUGCCGGUGAUGCUGGUGGUGGUGUUGAUGCUGGUGCUGUUGCUGUCGUUGCAGCCUCUUUCAUGUCUAAUGCUGGAGCCUCAGCAGCAUCCUCCCCAACAGAUGGUGCUAUUGCCCCUGCACCAUCAGAUGCUUGCGCCCCAGCACCCUCCCCUGCCUCUGAUCCACUGUCGGUGCCAUCACCGCUUCCCACUCCACCACUGCUCCCCUCACCCCCCCCACCUCCAUCCCCACCAUCCCCAACAGAAGGCGCACUCGCAUUGCUUCCUUCCUCACCCGCGUCGCCGCUCUCCUCUCCAGAAACCUCCGUGCCUGAGCUGUCAGAUUGCGCCUCUGACCUGUCAGACUUUGACUCGGAGCUGUCAGACUUUGACUCGGAGCUGUCGGAGCUGGUGGUUGAACUGUUGGAGCUGGCGGUUGAGUUAUCAGAGCCGGUGGUUGAGCUGUCAGAGCUGGUGGCUGAGUUGUCAGAACUGGUGGUUGAGCUGUCGGAACUGGUGGUUGAGCUGUCAGCGCUGGUGUUUGAGCUGUCAGAACUGGUGGUUGAGUCGUCAGAUUUAUCCAGGCUGUCAUAA